GAUGGACGGUCCGGAUAAGACGUCAAAAUAAGGAAAAAGACGUCUGAAAAAGGAACUAAGGAAUUAGCACCAUCCGAAAAAGGGAAUAACGGGUGAGUGACUGAAAAAUUUUAGGAGGAACCGAGUGCUCAGGACAGCACUGCAUAACGGAAAAAGGAAAUAACCACCAACCCAACAAGGCAAGUGGUAAACCAAUUGGUAAUAGGCGCUAAGGAAGGCGUCAAAGGAAACAAAACGAAAAAUAAACACCACACGAAAAAGGAUUAACGGGUGAGUGACCGAAAAUUUUUAGAAGGAACAAAGAAAAUAAACCACCCCGUGGCAAAGGGUAAAUAGCGGAAAAAUAAUCAAAAGGAAUCCAAAAUGGAGGAAAUGAAUAAAUUGGUGGUACGGCAGCAGGAGAUUGGAAAUGACAUAUCCAAACUGCUGUCCAACUCAAAAAAGGAUACAGCAGCCCGGAAGACUGCAAAAUACAUAGAAGAACGGCAGGCGAAAUUAGAAGAUUACCAUCGGGAGGCAAGGAACAAUCACACGGAGAUAAUCAAAUUAAAAAUUUCAGAACACGAUUAUUAUGCAACAAAUUUCAUGGACCAAAUUGAGGCAGUAUACAACACUGCAAAGGCAUACUUGAAUGGGUUACAGAACACUGAAACAGAUGGAAAAAUGGACGAACAAUUGAUGAGGGUCAAAAGACAGGAGAUUCGCAUUGAACAAUUCUACACAACAGCAGCUCAGAUUACAAAGGAACGGGAGAUGGGAAAGAUAUGCAAAGCGUUAUAUAACGACAUGCAAAGGAGAUGGGAGGUGAUAAGCGACAACGAAGUAGAAAUACAAGUCAAUGAGGUAAGAUUUGCUCACGAAUAUUUUACCUUGAAGAAGUUUGGCGAAGCACAAAAAGAAUACUACAGAAUACAAAGCCACCUAAAAAACGAGUGUGAGGACAACACUACACGGACGUCAAAAAUCAAGCUGCCUAAAAUAAGGAUCCCGACAUUCCGAACUGGGUAUGAAAACUGGACUCCGUUUCAUGAUCUGUUUCAGAAGCUAAUACAUUCCAAUGAAGAACUCUCGGAUACAGAGAAGAUGCAUUACCUGAAAGGCCAUUUGGAUGGAGAAGCUGCCAAAUUAAUACAACAUCUACCGAUAACCGAGCAGAACUACGCCACGGCUUGGGACAUAUUGAAGAAUCGAUAUCACAACGUGAGGCUGAUGGUAUCAAACUUACUGGGCAAGAUGAUGGGUGCUCCGGCAGUCGAGAAAGAGGACGCGGAACAGCUGAAACGGCUUCAUGACACAAUCCGUGGGUGUCUCGAAGCAAUAAAUAAUUUGGGGACAGACACAGCAUCAUGGGAUACAAUUGUAAUAAAAAUUGUAUCAGACAAAUGGGAUGUUGAAACCAACAAGCUGUUCGAGCAGUCACUGAAGCAACCAAGUCAAAUACCCAAAUUAGAAGAAGUGAUGGAGUUCUUGAAGUUGCGGUUCCAGUCCUUGGAGGCAUCAGAACAAAGACCAAAACAAUUCCAAGAGCAAUCAACAUCGAAGUCAAGAUGGCAACCCACCAGCGCAAUUACAUGUUACUACUGCAAACAACAUCAUUCCAUGGAAAGGUGCCCGAAAUUUCAGACGCUUGCAGCACCACAAAAGAUGAAGAUCGUUAGGGAACAGCAGCUGUGCAUCCGGUGCAUGAAACAUCAUCAACAAUACAAGUGUUAUUCCACAAUUAACUGUGCAACAUGCAGCAGACCACACCAUACCAUGCUGCACACCCCAUACAACGGAACAUCAACACAGGCUACAAGACCAGCGAAAUCAGCCUCCCACGCAGUCACAAGGUCGGGACAGAUGGAGACGAAAAGACAAGACCACCAAGUGUUGUUGGCAACCGCAAUGGUGAGAGUCCAGGAUAUAAUGGGCGAUCAGCAAGUGCUGAGGGUUUUGGUGGAUCCAGGGUCACAAGCAUCCUUCAUCACCGAACAAGCGGCCCAGGAACUGAAGCUACCAAGAACCAAGAUAACUGCGAUGGUUUCGGGGCUUGGAAAUAAUGAACCGAAGACAGCAAGGUCCCAAGUUAUGGUUCAUCUGCAGCCACGGCACUCAAGUAAAUACAUGUUAACAACAGAGCUGAUCGUGCUACCCAAAAUUACCGAAAAUUUACCACGGCAAUCAUUCAAGAUGGAAAUGGAAUCUUGGCAAAAUGUGGUACUGGCAGAUCCAACCCUAAACAUCCCAGGUCCAAUAGACAUUUUAUUAGGAGCACACGAUUAUGCAAAAAUAAUAAUGGAAGGGAUCAAGAAGACAGAAAGCGAGCUACUUGGACAACAGACGCAGUUCGGAUGGGUUAUAUCUGGACAAAUCACGUAUCCAGCAAAGAAGGGGAGACCGGUACUAGGAAUGGUAUCGGUGAUUAAUGAGGACAAACAAUUAGCCAAAUUUUGGGAACUGGAGGAGGUAGAUGUCCCAAUUCGACAGAGCGAAGAAGAUCAAUGGUGUGAAGACCAUUAUGUUGCCACCACCACCAGAGGUCCAGAUGGAAGAUAUACCGUCAGAAUACCAUUCAAGGAGGAACCAAAAGAAAUGGCAAAAUCGCGGCCACUUGUAGCAACACGAGCAAUUCACCUGGAGGUUGUUAGUGAUAUGACAACAGAGGCAUUCAUUGCAGCACUAAAAAGAUUCACGGCCAGGAGAGGACGUUGUCAGCACAUAUACAGUGACAAUGGUACAAAUUUCGUGGGUGCCAGCAAAAUUCUGGAACAAGUUCAACCCAUCGUGCAAGGGAAGGAUGUUCAAGAAGAAUCCACUUCUAUUGGAACGCAAUGGCAUUUCAUCCCACCAGCAAGUCCACAUAUUGGUGGAAUCUGGGAGAGUGGCGUCAAGUCACUUAAAUAUCACCUGAGACGAGUAAUAGGCGAGGCGACGUUAACAUACGAAGAAUUAGCCACGUUAACUCAACAGAUAGAGGCGUGUCUAAAUUCGAGGCCAUUAAUUAACACCGGAGAAGUAGUAGAUGACAGCAUGCUAUUAACACCGGCGCACUUUCUGAUUGGAAAACCUAUAUUAGAGCCGUUUGAAGAAACAGGAGACAACAAUGUCAAUCUGCCCAGUAGCAUGGAAAUUUUGGCACAUCCAAUAAAACGAACAAUGGUGCAACGGAAUGACACUCACAUACGCGUGUUCGGAGUGUUUGUGGUGGCAGAGAUCACGGAAUACGUGAUUAUGAAGAUCACCCCCAUUCCUUUAAAGAUGGAAGACAGCCCUAACUGCAUCAUAAGGGAAAUUUACAACCAUACGGAGAACAGCAAUUGUAACAUUCAACAACAUACAAUUACCAGCACCAUAUGGAAACAACUUUACAUGGAAAACAAACAACCCACAAGAGUGGCAAUCAUAUGCAACGGACGUCGACAGGAGGUUAUGUUAAACAAUACGGGAAUCAUCAACCUAUCCCAGGAUUGUCGACUACAAACGAGGCAAAGCAUCUUAAACCCGAGAAGAGAUAAAUCUAUAAUGGUACUCGGCAGUUACAUCAAACACGUUAAUAUCAGUACUCAACAUACCAAGAGGCACCCACACCACGUACAUCCACUGGAAGAACCUGUAGUGAAGGCCGGAGAACAGUUGAACCAGCUAAGGGAUAAGGAGCAAGAACUACAAAAUCACAUUAGGGAAACUGCAUGGCAGAAAGUAACAACACAUUCAAUGAUGACGAGCACUCUAACUACCAUAAUAAUCAUUACGGCAUCAUUGGCUAUUGGAGGAGGUUAUAUCUGGUAUAAACGACGACAACAACCAUCCCGGCAAACAACAGAAGACAUAAAGAUGGAACCAAUAAUAUAUGCUCAACCAGAAACACAAGGGCAGAACACCGUUGGAGCUGUCGCGAGUCGGCAGAAUGUUUAAUAUUCAUCAAACAAGAAUUUAGUUUCGCGUAAAUACGACCUAGAAUAGUUGCAUUACAACAAUUGGCAAGUAAGCAGUUAAGCAAGAGUAACAAUAAAUUAUUAUCGUAGGUUUUAUGUAGAGCAAUUAGGAAAUGGGUUGUAGGAAAUUGUAUACUAUUAAUAACGUUGUCAUCAAAAUAUGUAGAGUAGGUAAUUGCAAUGUGCACAAUCAUUCUGUAUAUAAACUGUACAAAAAGUAGAAUAAAGGGACUAUUGAAUAAAACGUCUUUAGUUCACCUGCAUCUGAGCGUCCAGGCCAUAAUUUGGGGAAUGAGGCCGUUCUCCACUCAGUGCAGUUUAAUAAUAUCCCCCCGGAUAUUAA
Molecule: messenger RNA, 4260 nt
Organism: Photinus pyralis (common eastern firefly)
Lineage: Eukaryota; Metazoa; Arthropoda; Insecta; Coleoptera; Lampyridae
Exons: 2
Coding region: 364-3897 (1177 amino acids)
Biological process (GO): proteolysis; DNA integration
Molecular function (GO): aspartic-type endopeptidase activity; nucleic acid binding
Source: RefSeq, a predicted model, not a curated record